AUGUUCCAAGGAGAAGACGCUGCUCAUCUCCUGUGCUGUGUCGCCGUGGAGCACUUGGACGCAUCAGGCCAGGCCACCAAGCGCCAGGUCAUCCGAAAGGCCGCCGUGACCCUGGGUCGCAAUGAGUUUCAGGAGAUCGUUCUGCGUGUCCACAACGGCAAAGCGCCUCAAAGUUUCACGUUUCGCGAAAUGCAGCUCUUCACUCGUUUUGCCCGAGACGGCAAGAGCACCAUCAAACUGCUCCCCGGCAACAUCCAGGUGCUCAUUUCUGACUGCCCCCCAGACCGCUUGCAUGUGUUUCUAAAAACCCUGAGCAUCAAGUACCAGGCGUGGAAGGCCAAGAAGCCAAUGGGAGAUCGUGCUAAGAUGCUCGCCGGUCUGCCACGCACCUUUGAGACCAUCAGUCCCCUGCAGAAGAAAGACGUCCAGCAGGCCAACGAGCUGCGCGGUAAGGUGAACGCACCGCCUCCCGCCAAAGGUUUGGCGGAGAGAACCAGCAAUAAGACCACGGGGCAGCGGGUGAAGCGACGACAACCAGAUUCGAGCGAGUGCAGCCCGGUUAAAGCGCUGCACCCAGCUAAGAAGCCCAGCUUUUCCUUGCCUCUGGGUAGGAAGCUGUCCAAGGAACAGGCCCAGAUCCUGGAUGCUGUUUUAAGUGGGAAGAACAUCUUCUUCACUGGCAGUGCUGGUACUGGGAAGUCCUACAUGCUGAAAAGGAUAGUGGGAUCUCUGCCUCCAAAGAGCACCUAUGCCACUGCGAGUACUGGUGUGGCAGCUUGUCAUAUUGGGGGCACCACUCUGCAUAACUUUGCAGGGAUCGGGUCGGGUUCGGCCCCAUUGGAGCAGUGUCUGGAACUGGCCCGGCGGCCGGGGGUCCUCCAGCACUGGACCAGCUGUCGGCACCUCGUCAUUGAUGAGAUCUCCAUGGUGGAGGCGCAGUUCUUUGACAAGCUGGAGGCCAUCGCCAGGUCCAUCCGGAGGUCCUCUGAGCCUUUUGGGGGCAUGCAGCUCAUAGUGUGUGGGGACUUUCUUCAGCUCCCCCCAGUCACCAGGGGCAAGGGCAAGCCCAGCUUCUGCUUUCAGGCCAGGAGCUGGAGGAAAUGCAUCCAGCUGAACAUGGAGCUGACGGAGGUGCGCAGGCAGACGGACAAGAGCUUCAUCUCCCUGCUGCAGGAGAUCCGUCUCGGCAGGGUAACGGAGGAAGUCACUUCAGAGCUGAUGAAGACUGCCUAUAACUGCAUAGAAAGAGACGGUAUCCUAGCAACGAGGCUUUGCACACACAAAGACGAUGUGGAGCUGACCAAUGAGAACAAACUCCAGCAGCUGCCAGGGGUGAUUCACACCUUUGAGGCCGUAGACAGCGACCCUCAGCUGGUCAAGACCAUCGAUGCCCAGAGUCCCGUAGCGCAGGUGCUGCAGCUCAAAGUGGGCGCCCAGGUGAUGCUGACAAAGAACCUGGAUGUCCAGAGGGGUCUGGUCAAUGGGGCCAGGGGAGUUGUGGUCUCCUUCGAGCCAGGAAAUAAAGGCCUCCCGUGCGUGCGCUUCCUGUGCGGGGUGACGGCGGUAAUGAAGCCUGAACGCUGGGUGUUCAAGGCUAACGGGGGCCUUUACCUGAGCCGCCAGCAGCUGCCGCUCAAGCUGGCCUGGGCCAUCUCCAUCCACAAGAGCCAGGGCAUGACGCUGGACUGCGUGGAGAUCUCUCUGGCACGUGUGUUCGAAUGCGGCCAGGCCUAUGUGGCGCUCUCCAGAGCCAUGAGCCCGGAGGGGCUGCGCGUGAUGGACUUCGACCCCCACGUGGUGCGGGCCGAUCCGGACGUGCUGCUCUUUUACAAGCGGCUACGUAAGGAGAGGCUCCUGCGGCAGGGCUCCAUGGACGAGUUUGUGAGCAGAGAAGAGCAGGAGAACGAGCGUCUGUGAGAUCGGCUCCUCCUCCGCGUUCCUUCGGCACCAUUUGCACAGUCCGGCUCAGUGGGUCCCUCGCCUUCGCCGUGGACCACAUGCACUCUUAUUUAUUUAAUUUUUUUUCCAACAGCUCGUUUUAUAGACUUUGUGGUCUUCUGUGAUUCAAAAACAUCCCAUUAUCCCGGGAUUAAUAUUUAACCAGUC
Scleropages formosus (Asian bonytongue) is the source of this 2106-nucleotide messenger RNA. RefSeq names its product PIF1 5'-to-3' DNA helicase homolog (S. cerevisiae) (gene pif1). Gene Ontology annotation, biological process: DNA repair; telomere maintenance. The transcript is spliced from 12 exons. NCBI's taxonomy places the organism in Eukaryota, Metazoa, Chordata, Actinopteri, Osteoglossiformes, Osteoglossidae. The coding region runs from base 1 to 1917 and encodes 638 amino acids. The record is from RefSeq and is a predicted model, not a curated record. Gene Ontology annotation, molecular function: DNA helicase activity.